UGCACCUUAACUAGGCUCCGUCUUUCAAAUCACUAUCUUGAUUUCAAGCAAUUGAUCUCCCGUAAUUUAGUGAUCGAACUUUAAAGUCGACAACACCAUGGAUUAUUUCGAAACAGCGACACGGAUGCUAUCUGAUGAGGGAAUGUUUUCUGAAGACGUUGCCAUGGUAACGGGGACGGAUAACUGGACGACCACCGGUCAACACCUUCCUCCAUCACCGCCUGCUUACAUCGCAGCCUUGAAAAAAGCAAAUAAGUAUACUCUGAUCACAAUCCUUAUCUUCCUCAUGCUAGCCAUGGGCUGCGUGGUCAAACCAAGCGAUUUUAAAGAAGUGUUACGCGUGCCGAAAAGUGUACUGAUCGGGAUGUUGUGCCAGUUCGUCUUGAUGCCUCUGUCUGCUUUCUGCCUUGCUCUCGCCCUGUCCUUACCGGCGCCCAUGGCGUUAGGGGUACUCGUCAUGUCAUGCUGCCCUGGAGGAGCCGUCUCUAACCUCUUCACCUUCUGGACAAAGGGAGAUGUAUGUCUCAGCAUCACCAUGACGACCAUCUCGACCGUAGCCGCCAUUGGGCUCAUGCCUCUGAACCUGUUCAUCUACAGUCGAAGAUGGACCGAUGACAAUGCCGUCGUCCCCUUCGUCAGCAUCAUCACAGCUUUGGUGUCCAUUGUGAUCCCAGUAACAAUUGGGAUGAUCAUCCGAUGGAAGAGAAUAGAGUGGACAUCGUUCAUUUCAAAGGUUGGGAGCAUCCUAGGCCUCCUGGGAAUAGCCACAAGCAUCACCCUCACGGCAAUCAUCAACCCCGGGAUGUACUCCGUCUCCUGGCAAGUUUGGAUCUGCGUCCUCACCCUCCCUACCUUGAGCGCCGCCCUCGGUUAUCUCCUCUCCUGGGCCUUACGCCGCCCGCCCGCACACUGCCGUACCAUCGCCUACGAGACGGGUCUCCAGAACGUCUCCCUGGCCCUGACCGUCCUGACGUUCGAAGGUUCACCCAUCAUGUUUGAGGUCUUAACCUACCCGUCCCUCUACGGUCCCGUCAUGAUGGUCGAAGGACUCAUCGGGGUCGCGGUCUACAAGAUCGUGGUGAGACAGGGGGUGAGACGUACCGGCAGCAAUGAAGGCGGACCCGUCGCCGACAAGGGUUGGAUGAAGAAAGACAUCAACUCCGAAGAAGCUUGCUCUGCCCUCGAUUCCAAAAUCUAAUGCUAUAGUCACAACCAACGAAACCGACUCCAAACCAAUCCGAUGAUAUUGACCUGUUGACCUAUGCUUAUCGUAGAAAGUAGUAUUAUAUUCGGCCUAUGGUCUGCUUUGCCAGUGUGACUGCGGCAUUUAGACCCAACUGUUUUGAGAAAAAAAAAGCUUGCAACAUAGUGAAGUUGGUACAUGGAUUUCUGGCCAAUCUGAUUUAUACUUAAGUAGGUGACACGACAUACGCUCCUGCAAUAUUGAUUUUGCUCAGGUCAGUGGCGUAACUAAUAUUGAACCCAAAUUAAGUUUAAUUCAUCAUCUCUGUCAAGUCAUCAUUAUUACUUUAAAGACUACAAUUAAAACAUAAAAUAAUUAUUAUCCUUUUUU
Lytechinus pictus (painted urchin) is the source of this 1573-nucleotide messenger RNA. RefSeq names its product ileal sodium/bile acid cotransporter-like. The coding region runs from base 98 to 1198 and encodes 366 amino acids. Gene Ontology annotation, cellular component: membrane. The transcript is spliced from 4 exons. Gene Ontology annotation, biological process: bile acid and bile salt transport. Lineage: Eukaryota; Metazoa; Echinodermata; Echinoidea; Temnopleuroida; Toxopneustidae. The record is from RefSeq and is a predicted model, not a curated record. Gene Ontology annotation, molecular function: bile acid:sodium symporter activity.